Molecule: messenger RNA, 3154 nt
Organism: Cynocephalus volans (Philippine flying lemur)
Lineage: Eukaryota; Metazoa; Chordata; Mammalia; Dermoptera; Cynocephalidae
Gene: EZR
Product: ezrin
Exons: 14
Coding region: 169-1929 (586 amino acids)
Biological process (GO): positive regulation of early endosome to late endosome transport; regulation of organelle assembly; positive regulation of protein localization to early endosome
Cellular component (GO): cytoskeleton; apical part of cell; filopodium
Molecular function (GO): cell adhesion molecule binding; actin binding
Source: RefSeq, a predicted model, not a curated record
CGCGGCCCCGGGAGCCCGCCCCGCCGGGGCCUCUCGGGAGCGCACUGGGCGGACGCAGGGCGGCGGGAGCGCACGGUCCACCACAGGCGCCGCGGGUCGCGAGAGCCGUCCCGCUGCUGCCGCAGAACCGUGAGUCCGGGCGCUGAGGAAACCCACCGGGAACCGAAGAUGCCGAAACCAAUCAAUGUCCGAGUUACCACCAUGGAUGCAGAGCUGGAGUUUGCCAUCCAGCCGAAUACAACUGGAAAACAGCUUUUUGAUCAGGUGGUUAAGACUAUCGGCCUCCGGGAAGUGUGGUACUUUGGCCUGCAGUAUGUGGACAAUAAAGGAUUUCCUACCUGGUUGAAACUUGAUAAAAAGGUGUCUGCCCAGGAGCUCAGGAAGGAGAAUCCCCUCCAGUUCAAGUUCCGGGCCAAGUUCUACCCUGAAGAUGUGGCUGAGGAGCUCAUCCAGGACAUCACCCAGAAGCUUUUCUUCCUCCAAGUGAAGGAGGGAAUCCUUAGCGACGAGAUUUACUGCCCUCCUGAGACCGCAGUACUCCUGGGUUCCUACGCAGUGCAGGCCAAGUUUGGAGAUUAUAACAAAGAAAUGCACAAGUCUGGGUACCUCAGCUCUGAGCGGUUGAUCCCUCAAAGAGUCAUGGACCAGCACAAACUUACCAGGGACCAGUGGGAGGACCGGAUCCAGGUGUGGCACGCAGAGCACCGUGGGAUGCUCAAAGACAACGCUAUGUUGGAGUAUCUGAAGAUUGCUCAGGACCUGGAGAUGUAUGGAAUCAACUAUUUCGAGAUAAAAAAUAAGAAAGGAACAGACCUUUGGCUUGGAGUUGAUGCCCUUGGACUAAAUAUUUAUGAGAAAGAUGAUAAGUUGACCCCGAAGAUUGGCUUCCCUUGGAGUGAAAUCAGGAACAUCUCUUUCAAUGACAAAAAGUUUGUCAUUAAGCCCAUCGACAAGAAGGCGCCUGACUUUGUGUUCUACGCCCCCCGCCUGAGAAUUAACAAGCGGAUCCUGCAGCUCUGCAUGGGGAACCACGAGCUGUACAUGCGCCGCAGGAAGCCCGACACCAUCGAGGUGCAGCAGAUGAAGGCCCAGGCCCGGGAGGAGAAGCACCAGAAGCAGCUGGAGCGGCAACAGCUGGAAACGGAGAAGAAAAAGAGAGAGACUGUUGAGCGCGAGAAGGAGCAGAUGAUGCGCGAGAAGGAGGAGCUGAUGCUCCGGCUUCAGGACUACGAGCAGAAAACCAAGAAGGCAGAGAAAGAACUCUCUGACCAGGUUCAGAGAGCCCUGCGGCUGGAGGAGGAGCGCAGGCACGCGCAGGAGGAGGCCGAGCGGCUGGAGGCCGAGCGCGUGGCCGCACUGCGGGCCAAGGAGGAGCUGGAACGGCAGACGGUGGAUCAGAUAAAGAGCCAGGAGCAGCUGGCUGCAGAGCUUGCAGAGUACACUGCCAAGAUCGCCCUCCUGGAAGAGGCAAGGCGACGCAAGGAGAACGAGGUUGAAGAGUGGCAGCACAGGGCCAAAGAAGCCCAGGACGACCUGGUGAAGACCAAGGAGGAGCUCCACCUGGUGAUGACAGCGCCCCCACCGCCACCGCCCCCCAUGUACGAGCCAGUGAGUUACCAUGUCCACGAGGGCCUGCAGGACGAGGGUGCCGAGUCCAUGGGCUACAGCGCCGAGCUGUCGAGCGAGGGCAUCCUGGGUGACCGCAACGAGGAGAAGCGCAUCACCGAGGCCGAGAAGAACGAGCGUGUGCAGCGGCAGCUGCUGAUGCUGAGCAAGGAGCUGUCCCAGGCCAGAGAUGAGAAUAAGAGGACCCACAAUGACAUCAUCCACAACGAGAACAUGAGGCAGGGCCGGGACAAGUACAAGACGCUGCGGCAGAUCCGUCAGGGCAACACCAAGCAGCGCAUCGAUGAGUUCGAGGCCAUGUAGAGGCCAGGCCAGGACUGAGGCUCUGCCGAGGCUCACCUGUUUCUGCAGUACGCUAAACCUAGCACCCCCUCAGCAUGUCCCAGGUCCUUUAAAAAGAGAGCAGUUGUCCCGGCAGAAAUAUUCUGGGCUGGGAACCAGUGGAAACUCCCUGGUUUAUUUUUCCCACCUGUACCUUAGUGCCAAACAGGUCUGAUUUUUAUGCUGAUUAUUGAAUCACUUCCUGUUUUGUGCUUACGGCAGGACUGAUUGAAUUAAGGAGAGAUACCUGUAAAGUCUCAGUAACAAGCUUUAUGCUGGCCUGUGUGAUACAAGAUUCAGUACCAUUAAAGAAAACCACACCGUGGCUUACAUCUGUGCCAUACUUUUUCUGUAUUUAAAGUGAGCUCAAAUUGGUUGAUUUGUUCUUGAUUUCUAUGAAGGAUCCAUCUCUGUAUAUUUGUGUUUUGAGGGGUGAAAAUUAUUUUGAAAAUUGAGUCUAAAGCACUCUCACACAGUGAUUUCCUUCCUGCAGUCAUUCAGUUCAGCUGGCAGAAAUCUGCGGUGGUCAUUCAGAAUGAACAGCGUAGGAAGACACGCUUGGAUAAACUUUUUAUGUUUUGGGGGGUUUUUUUGUUGUUUUUUUGUUUUUUGAUUUUUUGCUUAACAAUUAGUAGAAUACAUUGUUGGACUUACACACCUAAUUAAAAUCAGCUAUAGAGUAUAGUAUUUAUAUGUAAGUGAUAAUAUGGGUUUGUAACAUUAGUUCUAAAAAGGGAAAGUUUUGUUCUGUAUAUUUUGUUACCUUUUACAGAAUAAUAAAAGAAUUACCUUUAAAAACCAUGUAACCACAGCACUUGAUCUGAUGUGAGGUGAGGGCAGGAAUGAAGUGAUUAACUGCUGUAAUCUCAUCUGUAAAAAUGAUUUUUUUACUUUUAGUGUUCUUUGUGCGUGUAAUUGACUAUGCACACUUCAAUUUUCUGUCAAAGCUUCUUGUUUGAAAAAUACACACACUAUUAUGACCAUUCAGACUCCAGUGAUGAAGGGACUCUUCGACCUGCUUAUCACCUCUGUGUUCCCACAAGAAGAACUUUAUCCUGACCUAUUUCCAGUCUCUACUGACUAGCUGUUAAAAUGUCAGUUUGCAUCAGCCAUUGGUUCUGCUCAUUCAUGUCGGUCCUUUUCAGUUGCGCCAUCACGUGCGGAUGAGUUCCACCCGCAGAUGUGAAAUAAAAGCUCUGCCAGGCGA